Ahaetulla prasina is the source of this 7969-nucleotide messenger RNA. It is a transcript of the gene TTC5, whose product is annotated as tetratricopeptide repeat domain 5. Gene Ontology annotation, molecular function: protein binding. The record is from RefSeq and is a predicted model, not a curated record. The transcript has 10 exons. NCBI's taxonomy places the organism in Eukaryota, Metazoa, Chordata, Lepidosauria, Squamata, Colubridae. The coding region runs from base 95 to 1417 and encodes 440 amino acids.
CGAGUCCUCCGAGCCUUUAGAGGCCUCUACCUCCCUCCGUGCUUGCAAGACUGGCGAGAAAAGCAGGAAAGGGAGGGCGGAGGCUGCAGCGAUCAUGGCCGAGGACGAAGAAGAAAACUCGCAAGCCCGGCAACGUCUGCAGGAAUUGGUUGACCACUUGUAUCAUUUCCGAGAUCAUUAUUUUGAAAAUCACAGUGUGAAAGAUGCUGGAAAAAAACAACAGGAUGUUCAGGAAGAAAUGAAGAAGACUCUUCAAAAAAUGGAAGCCAUAGAUGGGUUAUCAGAAGAGAGGGCUUACAUUUUUAUGCUUAAAGGGAAAGCUUUGAAUGUAUCAGCAGACUAUAAUGCCCAGUCGGAAGAAUUGCUUUCCAAAGCAGUCAAGCUGGACCCGGAAUUGGUGGAGGCGUGGAAUCAAUUAGGCGAGGUUUACUGGAAAAAGGGUGAUGUUUCUGCAGCCCAUACUUGCUUCUCCGGAGCGCUCGCCCAUCGUAAGAACAAAGUUUCCUUGCAGAACCUCUCCAUGGUGUUACGGCAACUGCGCACCAAUUCUCCCGAUGAACAUGCACAAAACGUGAUGGACAGCGUGCGGCAAGCCAAGCUGGCCGUGCAGAUGGACGUGCACGAUGGACGCUCUUGGUAUGUGCUGGGCAACGCCUACCUUUCCUUGUUCUUCAGUGCGGGGCAGAACCCCAAGAUCUCCCAGCAAGCACUGAGUGCAUAUGCACAAGCAGAAAAGGUGGACUCCACUGCUUCUUGUAAUCCAGAUUUGCAUCUCAAUCGAGCCACGCUUUAUAAGUAUGAAGAAAACUACAUGGAAGCCCUGGCAGGUUUUGCACAGGCCGUAGCCCUUGACCCGGCUUGGCUGGAACCUCAACAACGGGAGCAGCAACUCAUGGAUUUCCUCGAGAGACUAACUGGACUCCUUGAAAACAAGGGCAAAGUGAAAGGCAAGAAGCUGCAAAACAUGUUGGGAAGCCUGCGACCCUCCCACCUGGGCCCUUGUGGCGACGGACAUUAUCAGGGGCCUUCAGGUCAGAAGGUAGAGCUACAGAGACGAUCCCUCAGUGCCUUGCAACCUGGUGUCAACACGGGUGCUGUGGUCUUGGGGAAGGUGUUGUUCAGCCUGACUACUGAGGAAAAAGUGCCUUUCACCUUUGGAUUGGUGGACUCUCUCGAAGGCCCUUGUUUUGCUGUCACUGUUUACAACAUGGCCCAAAGCUGGGGGGUCCUAAUUGGAGACUCGGUGGCCAUCCCUGAACCUCACUUUCGGCACCAUCACAUCCAACACCAGAACAAAAGUUUUACUUUUUCUGGCCUCCGCGUAGAGACUCCGCUGCUUCUUGUGGUGAACGGCAAAGUUCAAGGAUCCCAAAACCAGGCGGCUGCGACCCUUGCCUACCACGUACAAAGUGAAUGAGAAGAGACAAAGGGCAAAAUUAUCCAGGGAUGCUCAGAUUUUUAGGCUACAUCAGAUCUGUCUCCUUAUACCUUUUUCAGUAGUUUAGAGAGAUUGGACUGAUUCAUAGAAAUGUAACCCAGCCGUUAAGUGAAGGAGUGAGAGAAAAAAGAGAAUCGUAGAACGUUUGCACUGGUGCUUCAUUCUUGUCUAUUUCGGUUUUCCCCACGCAGCCACCCGAUUUGUUUUCCAUAGACACCGGUCUCUGUCUUCCUUUCAGUUGUACUAAAAUGAGUGUCUACUGAAAAUCUGGGGGCUGCUCAUUUUUAUCCCCCAUCUCUCUCUAAUUUUCUUCCCUGUUUUCCGACCUCUUCUUUCACCUUCGCUCUUGCUUUGCCUUGAUCGCAUUUAAGGUUGGGCAGUCGGUCAGUUUAGAUCCUGUCCUUUGCGGAUUCCAUUCAUCUGAAUCAGAUUCAACUCUUCUUUUUGCAGUGUGUUAAUGAAGUCAGUGGGGCUUAGGUUAGCAUGACUGUCCUAAAUCCCACCGUUUUAAGAAGUCAGUAUGAUCACCUCUACAUCCAACUCGUUAUUUCUGUGUAAAUAGAAAAGAUGCCUUUUUAUAUUUAUUUGAUAUUAUUUUGAGAUGGUUUUUUUUGGGGGGGGGAUUUUUUUAUACUUUUUCCUGCCAGACUCCUGAUCUUUUCCCCUUCCAAUCCAAUAAAAUGAGUUCUUUGCCAUAAUAUCGUGAAAAAUUUUCUCUUUAUGGAGAAUGGUAAAACAUGUUUUACUUAGCAUUAAGUAGAACUACUGUGUUGAUCUCACAUGGCUGAGACUAGACUAGAAGGGAACGGAACAGGACAGGAAUAGAAUCAGAAUUACAACAAUUGAAUUACAACAGUUAAAUUAGGAUUAAAAAAGAAUUAGAAUAGAAUAGAGAAAGUGGAAUAGAAUAGUACAGAACAGAACAACAGAAUAGAACAGAGUAGAACAGGGAGGGGAAAGAAGAGAAGAGGAAAAGAGAAGAGUGGGGUAGAAAAUUCUUUAUUGGCAAAUGUGAUUGGACAUGCAAGGAAUUUGUCUCCGGUGCAUAAACUCAGAGUGUACAUAUAAACAACAGGUAAUAGGUCAUAGAUCAUAAAACACAACAAUAGAUACAUAAUAGAAAUCAAUAGGAGAAGAUAAUAAGAAAGAUGAGAAAUGAGACAGUCCUGUGGGAAUUACCGUACUUCUAGGAGUAUAAGAUGCACUUCUCACACACACACACACACACACACACACACACACACACACACACACACACACACAAAAGAGGGUGGAAAUGGUGCAUCUUAUACACUGAAUACAGCCAUGUUUAACCUCCCGAAAACCACCCUGUGCGUCCCGUUUUUGCCAAAAACAGGUUCCUUUUUUGCAAAGACGGUUUGUGCAGAGGGUUUGGGAGGCCUCCAGAGUGCUCCUGGGGGCCGGGGAGGGCAAAAACAAUUUUUUUCUUGUUUUCCUCUUCGAAAUCAUGGUGUGUCUUAUACUCCGGUGCAUCUUACAGUCUGAAAAAUAUGGUAGAUAUUCAGCGGACAGAUGGCACUGUGGAAAAAAGCUAUCUGCAUCUAAUAGUGUUGGCAUGCAAUGCUCUAUAGCGGCAUAAAGAUUGUAGUUAAAGAAGAUUGCUUGUAUAAGGCCGUUCAGGCAUUAUUAUAGUUGACAGGAGUGUUCAUCAACUUCUGGGCUCAGUGUGGUAGCAGAACCAAUUACCUGCUAUUAUUAUUAUUAUUUUUUGGAGUAUAUGAAGCACCUUCCCCCCCCCCCCCCGCCCAAAAGGGGGUGAAAAUUUGGGUGCGUCUUAUACACCGAAUGUAGCCCCUCUCACCCACUGGCCCCCAAACUUUGCCUCCUAGCAAUUUAUCUUCUUGUAGCAAACAGCAAGAAGAAACAGCCCAUUUCCGCUUCAGCACAGCCUAAUUAGCACAAGUUGAUUGUCCCUUGGAUCGACCUCCCUGCCUCUGCUGUUUGCUGCAAGGAGGUAAAUUGCUGGGAGCAGGUUUUUUUUUCUUGUGCUAAUCAAGCUAUGCUGAAAACAAAAAUGAAAGUAAAGCAGACUGUUUGCUGCAAUGAGGCAAAAUUGCUGGGAGGCAGAGGCAGAUUUCUUUUUCUUCUUUUCCUCACCAAAAAAGGUAGGUGCAUCUUAUAGUCUGCAGCGUCUUAUGCUCUGAAAAAUACGGUAGUUGCCAAAGAAUGGGCAAAAAAUAUAAUCAUGGGGAGCGAAUCUUCUUAUAGCAAAUAAUUUUAUUCACCUGCUGGCCCUAUCAAGCUGGCAUCAAGAAAUUGUUAAACAUUGGCCCAUAGUUACCCUUAUAAAUAAAAAAUAAAUAAAUUGUAAAACAUAGGAAACUUGUACACUUUGAAAUUUAAAUUUGAUUUCUUUAAUGGUCUAUAACACGAAUCCAUCAGUUUUACAUGUAUAAUAAGCAUAUGCAAAGAAGAGUUAAUGGUGGUGACAUCUUCAAAUGGAGCUUCAACUCAUGCUGAUGUAAAUGGACGCAGUCCACAAGUCUUAAAAGAGCCAAAUUUGCAGAGCCCUGCAAUAACUUAUGCACCCAGGAGAAUUUCAAAUACAGGUAAUCCUCGAUUUACAACCAUUCGUAUAGUGACCGUUCAAAGUUACAACGGCACUGAAAAAAAUGAUUUAUGAACAUUUUUCAUACUUAGACUGUUGCAGCAUUCAUGGCCACGUGAUCAAAAUUUAGAUACUUGGCAGCUGACUCACAUUUAUGACGCGCUGUCCCGAAGUCAUGUGAUCACCAUUUGUAAUCUGCCCAGCCAGCUUCUGACCAGCAAAGUCAGUGGGGAUUUGUUUUAACAAUUGAACAAUUCACUUAACAACUUCAGUAGUUCGCUUAACAAUUGUGGCAAGAAACACUGUGAAAUGGAUGAAACUCACUUACCAACUGUCCUGCUUAGCAAUGUAAAUUAGGGCUCCAUUGUGGUUGCAGUCGAGGGCUACCUGUAGUGUGUCAAGAUUGACUUUGUCUAUUUUAAUAUUAAAAGAAGUGGAUUGCCAUACUAACCCAUAUACAUAAAUAUAUAUAGUAGUGGCCAAAAUUGUGGAAACCUUUUGGGAAAAGUGUAUUUUUGCGGUUAGAUGGCCAAUAAUACCACUUUUUUUUGGAGUUUCAAGAUAAUCAUAUUUUGUUGGUGGAAUGGCCUGCAAACAGCCCAGACCUUAACCCAAUUGAAAAUCUAUGGAGCCGACUGUUUUCUAGUUGAGAAGGGUAACAUUUCUAUAAUGUUUCUUCAACUUAACUGUAAACAGGGUUUGCUGUUUAAUUGCUUGGCUUGUUUCUGUAGGAAAAGAUAAAUUGCUGUACAAAGCUAGCAGUUUUAAUUGGCUCCCGAAGGAGAGCCCAAAGGUGCACGUUCAAAUGUACUUCUGCUUAAUGAUGGCAAAAUGUUUUUCUCUUUAAUUAGCUUAAUUCUUGUUUCUCUUUCUCUCCCUUGAGAAAGUGGCAGGACUGAUAUAAAAAGUAAAUGCUCAUGCAAAUGCCAUGGGAAAGUAAUGGAGACUUUUGAAUCUCUUAUCUACUUUUUAUCUUAGGAAGAAGACUUGCUGUUUUCUGCCAUUAAAAAUGGCUAACAAUUUGUUAUGAAAGCUACCUUUGUGGUGUUUUGCCAAGGACAAACUCAGUUCUUGUACUGGGGCAGGAGACAAAGCCUUAGUGCAGUGGUAAAAUCCAAAUUUUUAAACUACCAGUUUCUGACAAUUAGAACAAUUAAUCAGUAGAACGACUUGCUUCCAGGAACUGUGGGUGCUUCAACACUGGAGGGUUAUAUAGAUAUAUGUAUGUAUGUAUGUAUGUAUGUAUGUAUGUAUGUAUGUAUGUAUAUGUAGGUCUUUGGUUAUUCGGGUUUUCUCCCACGUAAAAUUAGAAGUGUCUUGGCGAUGUUUCGACGAAGUCUUAUUCAUCAUCUUCAGGCUUCAGCUUCGUGCUUCUAGGAGCAAUGUGUGAUCGCAGCUGUUCCUUCCUUUUUACUGCUAGUGGGGGUUUGAACUGAUUGGGUGGGAGCUUGGCUGUGCUCUGAUUGGAUGGGGGAUUUUUUUGUGCUCUGAUUGGCUGGGUGUGUGUCCUAUUUGGGUGGGGGCUUGGUUGUGCUCAGAUUAGUAUGAGUUGCAGAGGGAUUUGAGCUGGUGAGCUGCAUUGCUGUUGUUUGGCUUCACAUUGGUGGUCCUGCUACAUCUUCAUAGUAGGUGUCAGUCUGCUGCUUAUAUGGAUUGGAGGAGUUUGAAAUGGCUAAUGAUGCAGCUGUGGUCUGGCUUCUGGUCCUUGGUCGUGCUUCAUCAUCGGUGUGGGUUUGAGUCAGCUUUCUGGGUGGAUGUGUGGUGGUGACAUCCUGUGUGGACUUCAUGAGUGUGGGUCUGCUGUCAUUCCUCGUGUUAGGGACUCAUUUGUCAAUAAGGGCAGGUUUCCAAAUGGCUGGUAGGCAGGAGGUAUCAUCUCGUUUAUUCAUGCUUUGUGGGCGUUUUUCUAUCUCGAUGGCUUCUCUGAUUAUUCUGUUGUUAAAGUGUUCAGUUUUGGUGAUAGUUCUGGUCUUUUUAAAGUCAAUAUCAUGUCCUGUGGCUUUAAGGUGUUGGACCAGGAAAGAAGUUGGUUCCUCUUUUUUGACUGAGUUCUUGUGUUCUUCAAUGCGUGCACUUAUUCUUCUGUUGGUUUAUCCGAUAUAUGUGGUGGGGCAGUCGGUGCAUGGGAUUUCAUACACUCCUUCAUUUUCUAACUCAAUUUUGUCUUUGGGGUUUCUUAGGAUGGUGGAUAUUUUUCGUUUUGUGCAGAAUGCUGUCUUGAUGUUGUGUUUGUGGAGGAUCUUGCUGAUUCUGUCUGUGGUGCCUUUUAUAUGUGGGAGGAGGGCUUUGCCAUUUUCUUGUUCUUUGUCUUGGAUUUUAGUGGGGGUUUCUGGAUGGAUUAGUUUGGUAAUCUUAUUUCUUUGGAAUCCAUUGGAUAUUAGUACAUUAGUGAGAAUGUGUAGUUCGGUUUUUAGGUGUUGUUCAUCAGCUAAGUGUUUUGUUCUGGAGAUGAGUGUCUUGGCUACGGAGUUGAUCUGUGCUGGGUGGUGGUGUGAGAGUGCGUGCAGAGAGCGGUUUGUGUGUGUUUUCUUCUGGUUGAUGGUGUGUCCUAGGGAGCCAUUGGAUUUCCUGUAGACUAAGACGGAAAGGAAAGUUGGUGGUUAGCUUCUGUGGUUAGCUUCUGUUUCCAUGGUGAACUGUAUUUUGGGAUGUAGGCUGUUGAGGUGUAUGAGGAAGUUAUCCAGUUUUUCUUUCCCAUGUGGCCAGAUUAUGAAGUUGUCAUCUACGUAUUUGAGUCAGAGGUUGGAUUUGUGAUCAGAUUUUUCUAGAGCUUGGGCUUCAAAGUGUUCCGUGUAGAGGUUUGCAGUCGCUUCCAAAUACAUCCCCACUGAAACCAAUAUAUGUGAAGUUGAAACCAGCCUGACCAAAAUCAACCCUGAUGACGCUAACAGAAUCAGACUCGAAAUCACCAAUAUCCUCUGCACCAGCAAGCCACCCAAAAGCAACUUACCGAAAGAGGAACAGACAGCACUACUUAACCUGAAAGAAGACAGCAGCAUAAUAAUCCUACCAGCAGACAAGGGCAACGCCCCGGUGGUUAUGAACACAUCUGACUACCAAACCAAAUUAACCAACCUACUCCAAGACUCCACAUAAAAAUCCCUAAACACAGACCCCACCACCUACCUAGAAAAAACCACUAGAUCCAAAAUAAAAGCCGCCCCCAUCAGCGAAGAAAUCCAGUAAAGAAUCAUUCCCAGAGAGAAAUCAUCCAGAUGUCCUAAGCUCUAUGGUCUCCCCAAGAUAUACAAAGAAGGAACCUCACUUAGACCCAUAUUCAGCUCCAUAGGCUCACCUCUACAAAACCUAGCCAAAUUUCUCACCAAAUAACUACAGCCCUAUGCAGAAUCCAUCACCUCACACGUAAAAAACUCAUUCCAGUUCAUAGAGAUCUUAAACAAAACUUACAGCCCAGCAAUCUACUCGUGAGCUUUGAUGUCAUAUCCCUCUUCACUCAAGUGCCAAUCAAAGAAGCCUUAACAGCUAUCCAAAACAAAUAUAACCCCCCCAAGCACAUCUUAGUUCUGACCAAUCAUUGCCUAUCCAACACAUACUUCAUCUAUAACGGACAAAAAUACAAACAAACAGAAGGAGCACCCAUAGGAUUACCCUCUCACCUGUCACUGCAAACCUCUACAUGGAACACUUUGAAACCCAAGCUCUAGAAAAAUCUGAUCAUAAACCCAAACUCUGGCUCAGAUACGUAGAUAGAUGGAGAUAGAUGAUGAUAGAUAGAUAGAUAGAUAGAUAGAUAGAUAUGGAUAGAUAUGGAGAGAGAGAUAGCUAAAAAUAAAUAUAGAGAUAAAGAUGAUAGAUUGAUAGAGCUAGAGAUAAAUAUAGAGAUAGAUGAGAGAUACAUAGAUGAGAGAGAGAGAGAGCUAGAAAUAAAUAUAGAUAGCUAGACAGAUCGACAGACAGGUGGAUGGAUGGAUGCAUAUAGUGUGUGUGUGCGCACGCGUGUG